This is a messenger RNA of Theileria orientalis strain Shintoku, 435 nucleotides long. RefSeq lists its product as hypothetical. The transcript has 2 exons. The record is from RefSeq and is a predicted model, not a curated record. Bases 1 to 435 code for a protein of 144 amino acids. NCBI's taxonomy places the organism in Eukaryota, Apicomplexa, Aconoidasida, Piroplasmida, Theileriidae.
AUGGAAAAUAAACACAAUCAUAAAGACUCUGAACACCAUCUAAACACAUUGCCUGGUCAUGGUGUAUUCUUUCCAGUUCAAGCAUGGCAAAGAUCGUUGGCAAAAAUAUCUGGAUUGAUUGCAUAUUCUCAUGAAAAUGAUGAUAAUCAAUUUACAACAGAUGAACUUAAUUAUAAGUUUGUGAAUUUGGUUAACUCAGACGAUCCAAAAUCUGCCUGUAAUCCAAUUAAAGUUGAAGAGUUUAAAUGUUUAAAUUCAAAUAAUUAUAAAUUGAAUCCAGAGUUUGCUUCUACUAAGUGUGUUAAAUGGUAUAAUGAAUGGAUGCAAUGUAAAUGGGAUGAGGAAAAAUUGAAUUAUGGAUACAACUAUAUUGAGCCCAGAACUCCAAGGAAGAGGAAAGCAUAUAUCGCAGCUCCAAAUUACCAAUAUUCUUGA